AAAGUAGCACAAGAAACCUUAAAUCAGAGAAUUUUCUUAUUUAUUUCAAGGUUUUUGAGAUUGGAAUAUGAAAACAUAUAAAUAGGCGGAUCCAACUAAUUGUCAUAUUAGGAGUCACAUACUUUGGAGACUGAAACAAAACCAAUAGCACAGCAGGAACAACAAACGAGAAACAGCAGCAGCUGCUUCACUACCGGUCGAUUUAGUGGGUAAAAAUGGCCAGGAAGAUGCUAAUUGAUGGUGAGCUGAGCAAACCAAAUGAAGAGGAGGCCCACUAUGACUUCGACUUGUUUGUUAUUGGGGCUGGAAGUGGUGGUGUUCGUGCCGCCAGAUUCUCGGCUAAUAUGGGAGCUAAGGUUGCCAUAUGUGAGCUUCCAUUUCAUCCUAUCAGUUCUGAAGUGAUUGGAGGAGUUGGUGGAACAUGUGUCAUUCGUGGUUGUGUUCCCAAAAAGAUUUUGGUGUAUGGAGCAUCUUUUGGCAGUGAAAUUCAGGAUGCUAAGAAUUAUGGCUGGGAAGUGAAUGACAAAGUUGAUUUCAACUGGAAGAAGCUUUUGCAGAAAAAGACAGAUGAAAUAGUUCGAUUAAAUGGCAUAUACAAGCGUUUAUUGUCGAACGCUGGGGUUAAAUUAUUUGAAGGAGAGGGUAAGCUAGUUGGUCCCAAUGAAGUUGAGGUGACACAGUUGGAUGGCACUAAAUUGAGCUAUUCAGCAAAGCACAUAUUGAUUGCAACUGGCGGUAGGGCUCAGCGACCUGGUAUUCCUGGUGAGGAACUGGGUAUAACAUCGGAUGAAGCAUUGAGUUUGGAGGAGUUGCCUAAACGCGCUGUAGUGCUUGGGGGAGGAUACAUUGCGGUCGAGUUUGCCUCAAUUUGGCGUGGGAUGGGCGCUUCUGUGGAUCUUUUCUUCAGAAGGGAACUUCCAUUGAGAGGUUUUGAUGAUGAAAUGAGGGCAGUUGCUGCAAGGAAUCUUGAAGCUAGGGGAAUUGAUUUACACCCAAGAACAAAUUUGACAGAGUUGAUUAAAACGGAGGAUGGCAUAAAAGUUAUCACAGAUCAUGGUGAAGAGCUGAUAGCGGAUGUUGUACUGUUCGCCACUGGUCGGGUUCCCAAUUCAAAGAGGUUGAACUUGGAAGCUGUGGGUGUGGAACUUGAUCCAAAAGGAGCUGUGAAGGUGGAUGAGUAUUCCCGUACCAACAUUCCUAGUAUAUGGGCUGUUGGUGAUGUUACAAACCGGGUUAACCUUACACCUGUUGCUCUAAUGGAGGGAACAUGUUUUGCAAAAACAGUUUUUGGUGGGGAACCUAGCAAACCGGAUUACAGAGAUAUACCUUGUGCAGUUUUUUGCAUACCACCUCUAUCCGUGGUGGGGCUUAGUGAAGAACAGGCAGUGGAGCAAGCCAAUGGGGAUCUAUUAGUUUUCACAUCAAGCUUCAAUCCAAUGAAGAACACUGUAUCCGGACGGCAAGAGAAGUCGGUUAUGAAGCUUGUUGUUGAUGCUGAGACGGAUAAAGUUCUAGGAGCGUCAAUGUGCGGGCCAGAUUCUCCUGAGAUCAUGCAGGGGAUUGCUAUUGCACUGAAAUGUGGAGCAACUAAAGCGCAAUUUGACAGUACAGUCGGAAUACACCCUUCUGCAGCGGAGGAAUUUGUGACCAUGCGUUCAGUGACUAGGCGUGUUUCUGCAAGUGGCAAACCAAAAACAACUCUAUAAGGUGGCAAACAUUAGGAAGAAAGAGUAAUAGUAUACAAGAUGCGGAGGAGACCGAGUCCUGUACUCUCCCAAGCUUAGGUAGUCCUUUCAAAUUGCCUAAAGGAAUGUAGACAUUUGGAAAUUGAAAAUGGUUGGAUUUUGUGCCAAUAAAAGUUUGACAUUACUUUAAUUCAUGAAGAUGCAGCGUUUUUCCAUUUGUCUGGCUAGAUAUGAUGCAAAUUCAUGUAGACCACAUUUGAUUACAUGAUAUGAUAUCUAAAUUAGUUUUGUGAUUU
Fragaria vesca subsp. vesca is the source of this 1981-nucleotide messenger RNA. RefSeq names its product glutathione reductase, cytosolic-like. Gene Ontology annotation, biological process: cellular response to oxidative stress; cell redox homeostasis; glutathione metabolic process. The transcript has 17 exons. The coding region runs from base 216 to 1706 and encodes 496 amino acids. Gene Ontology annotation, molecular function: glutathione-disulfide reductase (NADPH) activity; flavin adenine dinucleotide binding; NADP binding. Gene Ontology annotation, cellular component: mitochondrion; cytosol. The record is from RefSeq and is a predicted model, not a curated record. Lineage: Eukaryota; Viridiplantae; Streptophyta; Magnoliopsida; Rosales; Rosaceae.